AUGGCUGCACCAAUUCCCUAUAGGACUUCUUCAAACAGUCUACCAGUUGGAUCAUUCCCGCCCACUGUUUACUAUCGUGAUACCUAUGGACUACAACACUUGAUUGAUGGUUGUGGAAUUCAACGGAAUCAUACAGAUUCCAUUACAACGGUAGAAUCAGAUGAUACUGUAACAACAAAAUCUACAGUACGUACAAUUGCAAAUAUCCACAAUGUAAAUCAAAUGAUUGAAAGUUCAACGUCCAAAGGAACCGUCAAUUCGCCGUCAUUCCAUAUUGAUCAAGUGGUUACAAACCAAGUUAUACUAAUGCAAGCACGAACAUUACUCACUCUUACUUUGGUCGCUUUUGGUGCAGCACUUCAAUUAAUGAUUUUUGGUAUAAUAUGUGUUUUUUAUGAUGGCUGUCCGUAUUAUCUGGCUGUUAUUGCAAGUUUCGCAUUUAUGCUGAAUGCUUCCACUAUUUUAUGUUUCAUAAGAUAUAGGCCAACACGGACAUUUCUGAUGCUUUGUAUUGCAUUUACUAGUAUCAGCUUUAUUGUUGCCGUGACAGUAUUCAUUUGGACGGCAUACUUAAUCUAUGGUGAAGAUAAACAAAUACGAGGUCAAGGAUGGUCAUUUUAUGAGGAAAAUUUCCUAGAACUUAAUCGAAUUGUAUCCAAUACACGAGUAGCUAUGUACAGUUUGCACAUGAAUUUACGGCACAUUCAAAGUGAUCGAAUAACACGCGGCUACUUUUUCACGCAACCUCUCAUCGGACAACAGACAGUGCUCGUUCCAAUUGAAUUGAAACAAGUAGAAACAUUUGAUGAAAGUGAAAUCGAAAAUGCAUCCGUUGGUGUACAAACAAGCGGUGGUAACCAAAGCAACAAAGAUAGCUUAUGA
Brugia malayi is the source of this 882-nucleotide messenger RNA. RefSeq lists its product as uncharacterized. The record is from RefSeq and is a predicted model, not a curated record. The transcript is spliced from 9 exons. Lineage: Eukaryota; Metazoa; Nematoda; Chromadorea; Rhabditida; Onchocercidae. The coding region runs from base 1 to 882 and encodes 293 amino acids.